AACGAAGCAGUUAACCUUCGAGAGUGUUAUACAUAUUAGUAUGAAAUGGAGUAGUUAGUUGUUUUUAAUCUGGUAGCAGUGAAGCCAAACAGUAGUACAAACGGAGUGGCUUGGAGGACUCCCCGAGGGGAGGUGAAAUAUGUACGAGGUAGCAACCCUAGCGGGCAACAAACUAGACGCAGCGUACGCUAUCCAGAGCCUCUCCAGUAUCAUGGGUCAGAUUUCGAGUACUGCUACGGCGAAUAACAACAAUAACCACCAUCAUCAUGGUCGGAAUGGGAAGAAAAUUUACCACCGACAUUCGUCAGUGCAGCCAGCCCUGGCCAGCAUUAAGCUGCUGAAGAAAGAAAAUUCCUUCAGUGGUAAAGACCACCAUAUCAAGGAUCCGCUACUGAAAGCGCGAACCGAAAGUAAAAACAUAGACCAACUGACCAAUGGCCAGAGCAAUCCCUCAGGGCCUCCUUUCAGCACCGCGACCACCGCCAGCAACGAUCUGAACCUCAGCCGAGAUCUGAUGACCAAGGAAUCCAGCACGGUGUACAGCUCAACAAACAGCAAAGAGUUCUUCAAAUCGGGCGAAGCCUACCACAAGACUGAUGUGUGUUACUACAAAACGCUAGAUAACGGUUACCACAAGUUACCUUCCGAUUCGUACCACAAGAUGACCGAAGGGUGCUACGUCAAGCUACCGGACGGUAGCUUCCGAAAGUUAGACGAUAAGGUUCACUCCAUGGAUGCCAAAGCGGUAAUCGGAUCGACCGGAUCCGGCCGCCUGGAAACGAGCGGCCGGAACGACGACUCCGCCGUGCACUUCCGGGUCAAGAACCCGAUGAUGAAGUUUCUGAAACGGUCCAAAUCACAUACACCCGCCACGAUAGCCCAGCUCCAGAAGGAGAAGGAGAAACAUCGACUCAGUACAAUCCAGCCGGACGGAGGGGACGCGGGUCGUCCACCGGUAUCGCACCAGCAGCAGGUUCUGUUGGCAGCCGCCCAGCAUCACAGUAGUAGUCACCAUCACCAGUCCCAAAAACGAGACCAACACCACGAUUCCAAAUCUCACCAGUCUCAACAUUCCACCGGAAGUACUCACCAUCACCAUCACAGCAGCAGCAGUAGUAAUCAGCAACAACAGUCGCAGCAACCGCCGGCCGCCGCACCCAGCAAUCAAAAUCGCCGGGUAAUGGUUACCAUGAUCGACGGUGGUUUGCCGGUAGUAGCCAAAAGUAAACCCAUUCACGACAAACCAAAAAGUGCCAAAGCCCGGAUCCAGGACGCCAACAGGGAUAAGGGUUCACCAAAUAUGCAGAUGCGCGGCACCGGGGCCCGAUGGCGACCGGCCGAGGAACACAUCGGCAAGUACAAGCUGCUCAAGACGAUCGGCAAGGGCAACUUCGCCAAAGUGAAACUGGCCAAGCACGUGCCGACGUCCAAGGAGGUGGCCAUCAAGAUCAUCGACAAGACGCAGCUGAACGCGUCCUCGCUGCAGAAGCUGUACCGGGAGGUUCGAAUAAUGAAGCUCCUGGACCACCCGAACAUCGUGAAGCUGUUCCAGGUGAUCGAAACCGAGAAAACGCUGUACCUGGUGAUGGAGUAUGCGUCCGGUGGAGAGGUAUUCGAUUACCUCGUGCUGCACGGGCGCAUGAAGGAGAAGGAAGCCCGGGCCAAGUUCCGGCAGAUCGUGUCGGCCGUCCAGUACUGCCACCAGAAGCGUAUUAUUCAUAGAGAUUUGAAGGCGGAAAAUCUGCUACUAGACAGUGAGAUGAACAUAAAGAUAGCCGAUUUCGGUUUCUCCAACCAGUUCACACCCGGCUCCAAGCUGGACACGUUCUGCGGUUCGCCACCCUAUGCCGCUCCGGAACUGUUCCAGGGCCGGAAAUACGACGGCCCGGAAGUGGACGUGUGGUCUCUUGGAGUUAUUCUGUACACCUUGGUCAGCGGUUCGUUACCCUUCGAUGGGGCGACGUUACGGGAGCUGAGGGAACGAGUUCUGAGAGGAAAAUAUAGAAUUCCUUUCUAUAUGUCGACAGACUGCGAAAACCUGCUGAAAAAGUUUCUGGUUCUGAAUCCGGCCAAGCGGGCCAGCCUCGAAACGAUCAUGAAGGACAAGUGGAUGAACAUGGGCUACGAAGACGACGAACUUACGCCCUACAUCGAGCCCAAAGCGGACCUAAAAGAUCCGAAACGGAUAGGUGGAGGCAUCGUCUGCCCAAGGAUCAAAGCGCUAGUCGCCAUGGGCUACAAUAGGCAAGACAUAGAAGAAUCAUUGACAUUCACACGAUACGAUGAUGUUUUCGCCACUUAUCUACUACUGGGAAGAAAGAGCACCGACCCCGAGUCCGACGGUUCCCGGUCCGGAUCGUCUCUGUCACUACGUAAUAUAGCUGGUAACGACGGCGCCAACACCGGCAACUCACAAGUUCAGAGCCCCACACAUCGAGGUGUCCACCGGAGUAUAUCGGCUUCCAGCACUAAACCGAGCCGGAGGGCCUCGAGCGGUGGAGAAACCUUACGCGUCGGACCGACGGCUGCAGUGGCAGCGGCGGCGGCCGCAGCAGCAGCUGGCGGUGCCGGUGGAGGAGGCGGUGGCGGCGGAAGCGGUGCGGCCAGUUCCGGAGCGGCGGGCGCCAAUGCCGGUAGCGGAACCGGCGGGGGUGCCGGCGGUGCCGGAGGCGUUAACAGCACCGGCAGCGGCGCUAGCAGUAACAAUCACAGUACCGGAACUGGCAGCGGUACCUCGGAACGAACGACAGUGAAUGAUUUCAUACAGGACAGACCCAGGAUCAGGGAAGGUCUCUGUCUCUCGGCAUUUGGUACACCUUUACAAUUUAGGAUGCAAGAAAGUCUGACUUCUUUUGCUUCUUCGAUGACUGAUCGAACCGUGCUGUGGACGGCCUGGGGCCGAUUGUUCGACGUGUUGAGUCGAAAUAAAAGAUCUUCACUGCCGGUGAUCCUGGGGUCAGCGCCUUUACUUGCUGCCAGCCAUGUUCCCGCGCACAGAUUGAAUUUCAGCGGCUACACUACGCCGCCACGAGCUUCUGUUACUGCCUUUUCUUCGAUGCUCAUCUGGAAUCCAACCAAGCGCUACUUCGUAGCGUGUGUUGAAUCCAUCUCCACCUGCGUUACUGAAUCUCGAUGUCUAUCACCUUCUGAUGACACCGGCGAUUCGGAAGGUUACCAUUCGCUGGGUAGCACCGAUGGAGGCGGAGGAGGCGGCGGCGGCGGCGGCGGCGGCAAUGGCGAUCCUGCCCCGGAUCGAGGAGGAGGCGAUGAUUACGAUGGCAGUGGUGGUAACACUGGUGGGGGAGAGGGAGGAGGAGGUGGCGAAGGAGGAAAUAGUGGUGGAAGUAAUGGCAGCAGCGAUAGUGGUGACAACAGUGGUGGUAAAAAGGAAGGAGGAGGCGAUUCCACUGGUUCCGGUGGCGGGGGUGAAAGUAAUAAUGGUGGAAGUGGCGCAGCAGAUGAUGCCCCUGAGUUCCAAGCUGCUCGUGUCGUUUUCGGUGGUUUUGGAACAGUUCAUCAUUAUCACCAUCAUCAUCACCAGCAGGAGGAGAUGUUUGGAGCAACAACAAAUACGACAACUACAACAGAUACAACAAAUAUGUAUGGAGGUGGUGAUUCUCACGUACAUUACACCUACUACCAGCAACCGUACGAGCGUAGCCGAACCACCUACGGGGAAGAUAAAUACAAACCCAAGGAUAAGGGUGGCCCAGCUAGGUACAACAACAUUUUUGCAUCCCUACUGAGAACUACAACGCUUUAA
This is a messenger RNA of Uranotaenia lowii, 3763 nucleotides long. RefSeq lists its product as uncharacterized. NCBI's taxonomy places the organism in Eukaryota, Metazoa, Arthropoda, Insecta, Diptera, Culicidae. Gene Ontology annotation, biological process: protein phosphorylation; intracellular signal transduction; microtubule cytoskeleton organization. Gene Ontology annotation, cellular component: cytoplasm. The transcript is spliced from 12 exons. Bases 140 to 3763 code for a protein of 1207 amino acids. The record is from RefSeq and is a predicted model, not a curated record. Gene Ontology annotation, molecular function: protein serine/threonine kinase activity; tau-protein kinase activity; ATP binding.